GUUGGAAUGCAUGUGCACCUCUUAGGAAUGUAGAUUCCUGUAGCCAGUAAGAGGUUUCAUAGAUAUUAGCUAUUUGUGAAAAGAAAAUUAGAAUUAGUCUAGAAAUUUUAAAAACUGAAAAAAUUGAUUAUUUUUAUUUUUUGGACUACGGGUGAAAAAUUCCAUUUCGUAAUGGCCCCAAAACAAUCAACCCAAAGCUAUCAUCUUCCUGACUCUUAGGCCUAAUCAUUCCUCUGUAAUGGAAACCCAAGCAAUUUUCCUAAUCCUAAUUCUAUUAUCCACGAUCCGGUUAAGCAGUGCCGAUGGAGGCGAAUGGUCCGGCGCUCACGCGACUUUCUACGGAGGCGCUGAUGCAUCUGGUGGAGCUUGCGGCUAUGGAGAUCUGUACGGCGAAGGAUACGGGGACGGAAAUGCUGCUUUGAGCACCGCCCUAUUCGAAGACGGGCUGAGCUGCGGUGCUUGUUUUGAAAUCAAGUGCGUCGACGACGGCGAGCAGUGUUUUCCGGGCUCGAUUCUUGUGACGGCUACAAAUUUCUGCCCUCCCAGUUCACUGCCCAGUGAUGCCGGAGGAUGGUGUAAUCCUCCAUUGAAACACUUUGAUCUGUCCCAGCCUAUUUUCCAGCACAUUGCGCAGUACAGAGCUGGAAUUGUCCCCGUUCAGUACAGAAGACCCCGACCCAAUCAUAUUGCCAUUCCUAACCAAGUACAGAGGAGUUCUGCUAAACUUGAAUGGCUCAAAAUGGUAAUAGGGUUCCUUGCAAAAAGAGUGGCGGCAUCAAAUUCGCGAUAACAGGUCACUCCUACUACAACCUGGUACUGGUAACUAACGUAGGAGGCGCAGGGAAUGUUGUUCAUGUCUCCAUCAAGGGAUCCAACACCAGUUGGUUACCAAUGUCUCACAAUUGGGGCCAAAACUGGCAAAGCAACGCAUACCUGGAUGGACAAGCACUGUCUUUCGAGGUCACGACCAGUGAUGGCAUCUCUAUAGUCUCCGAGAAUGUGGCUCCUGCGAGUUGGUCUUUCGGUCAGACAUUUACUGGUGGACAGUUUUCCAGUGCACCCUCCCCUGGUUCACAGCAACCCACUCGCGAGCCCAACGGACAGCAACCCACUCGUGAGCCCUACGGACAGCAACCCACUCGUGAGCCCUUCAGUGGCCCGUCUACAGGUAACCAAUCACCUGCUUCGAAUUCAUUGUCAACAAUCAGAGUCAGGUGUCUUAAUUUUUUGGGACUUCUUAUAGCUUUUGUAGAAGCAAGGACACUCUUUUGGUUGCAUUUUCUUUAAAGAGGGGUGUUCAAAUAUUGCAAACUAGCAUGUAUAUACAGAAAGAUCUUGAGCUAAGCAUUUUGUUUGCUGAAUAAGUUUCUUACCUUGUAUGACUGGUAAAGGACUGGUUCCUU
This is a messenger RNA of Cuscuta europaea, 1403 nucleotides long. Lineage: Eukaryota; Viridiplantae; Streptophyta; Magnoliopsida; Solanales; Convolvulaceae. The record is from the annotation of a GenBank genome assembly.